Molecule: messenger RNA, 1710 nt
Organism: Thecamonas trahens ATCC 50062
Lineage: Eukaryota; Apusomonadida; Apusomonadidae
Product: thioredoxin 1
Exons: 2
Coding region: 13-1614 (533 amino acids)
Molecular function (GO): protein binding
Source: RefSeq, a predicted model, not a curated record
AGUCUAGUGACCAUGCUGCUGGACGAGCUCAAGUUCCUCAACGCGAAGCGGACACAGAUCCACUCGCGCAAGCUGAGGGGCAAGUACCUGGCCUUUUACUUUGGGGCCAAGUGUAAGCCAUGCGACAAGUUUACUCCUGUGCUGACGCAGUUUUACGCCGAGGCGUGCGCGGCCACAUCCGAGUUUGAGGUCGUCUUUGUCUCGACCGACGUCUCCGAGGCCGAGAUGUACGACUUCCUCGACCAGCAUCCCAUGCCGUGGAUUCGUCUUCCGUUCCGCGGCAAGUACCGCCAGCGAGUGCUUGACGAGUUUGGCGUGGCCGAGCUUCCUACUCUGGUCAUUGUCGCGCCAGACGGCUCGGUUCUCUCGAUGAACGGCCGGAAGGAGGUGCUCGCCACCCAGCCGGGCAAGGGCGGCCGCCCGCCCAAGAUCUCGGUCACCGACUUGCUGAGCAAGUGGCGUGCCGACGCCGGCGAUUCGAAUCCGGAGCUCGGCGCUCCUGGCGCCGAGGACUACGACGACAACGCCGAGGCAAGCGGACGUGGCGAGCCGAGCGGUUCGCGACGGACCAAGCGCUCGUCCCGCCGGCGUGCCGGGAGCGGGCGUGGCGAGGCUCGAGGUGAGCCUGCUGGUGGUAAGAGUGCAGCGGGGCGCUCGGGCGCCGGCGGCGUUGCCGCGCAGACCGGUGCGCGUGGCGAGUUUGUCAUGACCUGGGCCAACGAGAAGGACGACCGUGGCCAGAUUACACAGCACCAGCGCGGCAAGGCCGGCCUGGAGAACCUCGACGCGAUGACCGGCCUCACUUCAGGCAACCUGCAGCCGGUUCACAUUGCGCUUCGCGACGGCAACCUCCAGCUGUUCAACUAUCUCAUGAAGCGGCGGGUGGAGGUGUUUGUCAUGGACGCGUCCGGACGGACGCCGCUGCACUACCUCGCUAUGCAUGGCGGCGGGACAGCGGCCAAGGGCAUGCUCCGCCGGUUUGGCCGCAACCCGGACUGGAUGCAGCAACUCUCGGUGCAGGACAAUGACGGCAACGUGCCGCUGCACCUGAUGUGCCGCUACGGGCACGGCCACCUCAUUCCGUGGGCGCUGGCCCAGGCACCCGAUGCCGUCGAAGUCGUCAACAAUCUUGGCCGUCGGCCGUAUGAUGAAAUGCUGCUCAUGGGCCACAUGGGCCUCCUCAACGGCCUCACCUUUGAGAAGGAUCAGUCGCCGUCGUCCAUCUUCCCGUCCGACGUCCGCGCCGGCCUUGCCGCGCCCGACACAAACUCGGUCCGCGAGACAGACUCGCCGCGCUCCAAGCUCGCCACCGCCAAGCACCAAAAGUCGUGCAACCGCGCCCUGUACGAUGCUGUCAUUGCCGGCGACGCACCUCAGGUCAAGUGGCUCCUCGCCAACACGCCCGCCAACCCGCUCGCCAAGAACAAGGACGGCGUGACCAUUAUGGACCACGCCAUCUCUGCUGGCGCUAUUUCCAUCAUGCGCAUCCUCGACCGCGCCGCGAACCCAGUCCCGCCCGUCAACAUCGACAACUUUGCCUGGCAUCCGGAUGUGGUCGCAAAGCUCCCCAAGGACCGCUUCCUCGACCAGAACGACCCCAGCGCCGCGUGGUGAGCGAAGUACACCCGCUACCCGCUCCACGCACACCACGACUCGAACUGAUUGCGAGCCGUGUUUACUCUUGUCAAAUGAAUGGCACGUCCCACCCUG